AUGGAAGAGGUCCUCUGCGUUCUCCACUGCUUUGACACCACCAGCAAGAACCAGCCCAUCAGCAGCCAGAACCAGCCCGUCUACAGCCAACCCCAGGACCAGCACGUCAGCAGCCAACCGCAGAACCAGCCCGUCUACAGCCAGAACCAGCCCAUCUACAGCCAACUCCAGGACCAGCCCGUCAGCAGCCAACCCCAGAACCAGCCCAUCUGCAGCCAGCCCCAGGACCAGCCGAGUUUACCCAGGUUUGGACACUGUCUACUUGAGAAGAAGAAGGUUUUGGCCAACUACGGGAAGGCUGUGAGUGACUACGUUGAGAAGACCACAGUAGUGGAGGCCAAUGGCCCCAGAACAUACAGUACAUCCCCAAGAGACAAGUCCCUGCUGUCAAGGAGGUUAGCGCCUUGUCCCCAGGAGGUUAGCGCCUUGUCCCCAGGAGGGCCGCAUCCGAGUGAAAAAAGUAUCAUCCUGAACGAAUUCUUAAAGAAACUGCAGAAAGCCACAGUACAGAAAGCCACACUGCAGAAACCCACACUGCAGAAACCCACACUGCAGAAUGCCACACUGCAGAAAGCCACACUGCAGAAAGCCACACUGCAGAAAGCCACACUGCAGAAACCCGCACUGCAGAAACCCACUCUGCAGAAACCCACACUGCAGAAACCCACACUGAGAAACCCACACUGCAGAAACCCACUCUGCAGAAACCCACACUGCAGAAACCCACACUGA
This is a messenger RNA of Oncorhynchus tshawytscha (Chinook salmon), 732 nucleotides long. Its product is annotated as repetitive proline-rich cell wall protein 2-like. NCBI's taxonomy places the organism in Eukaryota, Metazoa, Chordata, Actinopteri, Salmoniformes, Salmonidae. The transcript is spliced from 5 exons. Bases 1 to 732 code for a protein of 243 amino acids. The record is from RefSeq and is a predicted model, not a curated record.